AUGUUCAAGGGAAGCGUGUUCGGAAUGAUCUCCGACCACAAGACGCGAUUGACAAUCGUGACUGCCGCGGUCAUGGUCGCAACUUGGGAGGUUGGAUGGCUGAUCGUGCAAGCGGUCUGGGUUGUCCACCUGUUGUACAUGCUGUGCUGUGAACACUCUGAGUACAAGCGCUACAACGCGGUCGGUUACUUUUUCCACACGAUUCUGCCACAGGCCAGCACCUUCUCUGCCGUCAAGCUAAUGGCCCGAGUACAUCCAUCUCUGAUACUCAAUGAGUAUCACGACUGGGUCGCUUCGUUCUCCGAGCGAGGAUGGUGUGGACACAGAAGGAACAUCAUCGGCUGGAUCAUGCUGACCACGUCGUUUACGAUCUUCCAUCUCCUCUGUGCCUCUGCGGCGAUCAGCGCCUUCUCCGUAAAGAUGCUGGCAGUGAGCUUCACAGUUGUCAAACCCAACAUCUCCUGGUGCUAUCGCGUUUUCUGCAUUUUCGCCACACUGUUGCAGAUCAUGGGCGCGGUCAACGUUGAUGCUUUGUUGCAGGACCGUGUUCUGCUCUUCGUCUUCGGUGGUCACCGCGCCACAUACGAAGACGAUACCUUGGCAUAUAAAAAUGCGUACAUGGCCCGAUUGGUCAAGGAGAUCUGA
Symbiodinium sp. CCMP2592 is the source of this 645-nucleotide messenger RNA. NCBI's taxonomy places the organism in Eukaryota, Dinophyceae, Suessiales, Symbiodiniaceae. The record is from the annotation of a GenBank genome assembly.